Messenger RNA from Mobula hypostoma (lesser devil ray), 6168 nucleotides. RefSeq names its product HEPACAM family member 2 (gene hepacam2). Bases 114 to 1490 code for a protein of 458 amino acids. NCBI's taxonomy places the organism in Eukaryota, Metazoa, Chordata, Chondrichthyes, Myliobatiformes, Myliobatidae. Gene Ontology annotation, biological process: centrosome cycle. The transcript is spliced from 10 exons. The record is from RefSeq and is a predicted model, not a curated record. Gene Ontology annotation, cellular component: spindle; centrosome; midbody.
UUGGAGUGUAUUCUGGGAUCCCAGAGGCAAAACAGGAGUUGCCUCAUUUCACUAUCAAACGAGGCCACGACAAUCUACUCCUCAACACAGCAACGUUGUCAACCAGACUCCCAAUGGAACACAAUGUCUUCAUGGAUUCCUCCGGCAGCAAAACUCAUUUUUUCCUGUUGGAGAUAUGCAUCCUGGCGAUCGGCACUUGUGGAGCUGUUACGAUUACUGUGCCAACUGAAUUGGUCCAGGGGAUUGUUGGGCAAUCUCUCCAACUCCCUGUGAACUACACCACAGGAACUAAGGAUCAGAACAUUCAGAUAACCUGGACUUUCCAAAGCCAGUCUUCGGGUUCCAUGCUUCUGGUGACAGCCACAAACAACACCUUGACUCCUGACAUGGAGCACGGCCACAGGUUUUCCUUAUUUCCUCCCAAUGCGACACUGUUAAUUAACCCAGUAGAAUUAUGUGAUGAUGGUGAAUAUACCAUAAAAGUGACUGUCUCUGGAGAGAAGAUGGCAUCAGCUAGUCGACAACUGACCGUUCAUGUCAAUGUUCCGGUCUCUAAACCAGUGGUGCACAGCGAUCCAGCCUGGGGUGCAGUGGAGUACGUGGACAAUGCAACACUCACAUGUACAGUCAGCAAAGGCACAAAGGUCAUUUACCAGUGGCUGAAAGAUGGAAAGCCACUCCCAGCAAGUAAUCGUCACAUCUUUUCCGCCGACAACAAGAUGCUGUUCAUUUCUCCCGUUGUAAAAGAUGACCUAAGUAAUUACACCUGUGUGGCAAAGAACUCAAUUAGCAUAAAUGAAAGUGAACCGAUUGCACCCAAUAUUUACUAUGGGCCCUAUGACUUGAUGGUGAAGUCUGAACCCCGAUUCAAAAUUAGUGAAGGAGUUUUUGCUGUUGGCAAAGGAGAACCAGUGUGGUUUAAAUGUUCAGCAAAUUCCAACCCACCAAAUGUCUACUCAUGGUUUCAAAAAGCAAACAACAAGACAACACCUAUCCAUCGAGGUCCAGUAUUAAAUAUCAUGUCUGAGAAAGUCCCAGAGAAAGCUGAUUACAUGUGUUGUGUCUACAACAAUAUCACCGGCAAACGGGAUGAAACUCAAUUCACACUCAUUCUCUCUGCUACUGGUCAAGAAAGACAGAAACAAAAAAGCAGUUUCCUUCACUCAUUGGUAAUAAUUGUUGGAUUGACUUUGACUCUGAUUGCCUGCAUACUUCUUUACUUCAUUCUGAGAAGAUGCUUUCCCCGAAAAGUCAUCAAGAAGGAGCCAUACCACAGGUCACCAACAGAUUAUAUACGAGCACACCAAGUAUCAGUUGAACAAGAACCUUCUAUGGAUGAUUAUGGAAUAUAUGAAUUUGUUGCUGUGCCAGAGCCAGCAGAGUUUCCACAGGUUCCACCAGAUAAAUUAAGCACUGUGUACGAUAUUAUUCGAGUACCAGACAUCCACACAGUUUAUGAAGUUAUUUGCCAGACGCCAAAAACAUCUUGAUGUUGGACUGAUCACAACAGUUGGAUGCUGUAUUUUCCCACAUGCCAGAAGACUGCGACAGUUGUGCUAUGACUGUAUGUUUUGACAACAAACUAUAAAGACUACCAAGGUCAGAACAACAAGAAGCUGAACCUUUUACUGUCCAGCAUUUUGGUGAAUCAUUUCUUCUCAAAAAAGAAAAAUCACUGAAGCAGCUUGCAAAACAUUUAUUCAUCGGCAAAGUUCUAAUAAUUUAACUUUUGAAGUUUCAGCAUAAAAUGUAAUAAACAAUAGGGAAUAAGUUAAUUACUACAUGAGAUUGUCGGAAAAUAUCUUUCAUUCUUGACUGUUAUCCAUAAGAUGUAUUUAUUCUAAAACUCAAACUGUCAUUUUGUGUCGGGAUUCGUUUACAUUUUCCAUGAGAAUCUUAGACAUAUAGGUAUAUUGAAAUCUUGUAUACAUUUAUUUAUGGAGAAUUGUAAAGUGAUACAUCCGAAACUGAAUCCAACCAUAAUUAGUUUACGUGAAUCAUGAACUCAAUUAUUUAGUGGUGUUUCUAGAUGACACAGUAUCACAGUGCAAAACUGGAUAUUAUUUAAUAUUUUAUACAUUUUAUUGAUAACCUAACUCACCCAGAGGGAUCAUAAAAUUGUUAGUAGAGCAAGAAUGUUGGAGUGAAUUCAUUGGCAGAGUUAACCUGGGAGUGCUCAACAUGAAUAAUGAUCCCAAAAAGCCAAGACCAUACGAACAUAAGACCAGAAGACACAGGAGCAGAAUUAGGCCAUUCAGCCCAUUGAGUCUUCUCUGCCUUUCCAUCAUGGCUGAUUAAUUAUUAUUCCCUUCAACCCCAUUCUCCUGCCUUCUCCCUGUAACCUCUGAUGCCCAUGCAAUCAAAAACCUAUCAACCUCCGCUUAAAAUAUACACGUAUGCAAUAACUGGCUCUCCACAGCCAUCUGUGGCAAUGAAUUUCACAGAUUCACCAUGCUCUGACUAAAGAAGUUCCUCGUCAUUCCUCCUCCAAGAAACUAUUCCAAUCUGUUGUUUAGACAAACUCAACACAGUACAGAUCACUACUUCUGAAUGGACAUAUUUCCUUCUAGACAAUUAAAGAUAUGUAAAUAUAGUAGUCAAUUUACAUGAUUUUUGUAUCAUUUGGAGUAGCAUGAACAUUUAUCUGACCCAGGAUAAUAUGUAAACAUGUGCAUGUGAUCUAAAAGAGGUUUUAAAACAUCAAAACAUAAAAUAUACAGACUUAAAAAUAAUAUUUUUAAGAGGUGUUCUGCUUUCAGGAAAUUACACUUUUUUCUGUAUGUUUCGUUAUGAUGAUCCACAUCCCUUGUCAAUUCUCAUUAGAAUUUUAGAUGCAGCUAUAAAAAAAUCAAAAAUUACAGAUUAAAAAAAAUCAAAACAAUUAUUUAUAAUACCAGUUGAAGAAGAAUUGCCAAGAAUUAUUUUAAGCCCUUUUGGAGCCACUGUAUUGCAGUGGUCUAUCUUUAAGAUGUUUUAGGAACCUGUAGAAAAUAUGCAGAGGUACUUCAGGAUGCAUCCAUCAAGGAGAUAAAAAAACUCUAUGAAAAUCUGUCUUUAAUUUUAUAUUAUUUAAGAAUCAUCAUCAUCAUUAUGUGCAGUGUCAUGUGAUGUAGGUGAUUAUGAUCUCAUAACCAUGAUUGUUCUUGGCAAAUUUAAGAACCAAGGAAUGGUUUUUAAAGAAAAAGGAGCAGGAUGAUGUGAUUCCAGCCUCUUGAAUCCAGUUCACAAUCUAUAAGGUUAUGACUGGCCAUUUCUUCAGCCGUGCUCCACCACCUCCUCCCCUAUUCUCACACACCUUGAUGCAAUGAUCUGUUUGUCACAGCCUGAAUAUUAGCCAAUGACUGAACAUCACACAUUUUGAGUAAAAGAAUUCCAAAGAAUCAUAAUCCUCUAAAUGAAGUUUUUCCCCAACUUAUUCCUCCUCCUUAUCCCAAGACUGUUUAAAUUAGUUCUAAACUUAUCAGCUCAAAGAAAUAGCUGUUAAGUAUCUCGACUUUCAAAUUCUUUCAGAACUUCCUUCAUUGUUAGCCACUGGUGAAGUUCCUGAAGACUGGAAGGUAGCUAAUAUGCUCUGCUGUGGAAGAAGGGCAGCAAGGACAAGCUAGGGAACUGCAGGUUUUUUAGCUUGAUAUUAGUGGUGGGGAAGUUACUGGAGGGAAUUCUGUGGGUCAGUACCUACCAGCAUUUGAAUAGACCGAGUCUGAUUAGGAGGAGUAGCUUGGCUUUAUAUGUUGGAAGUUAUGUUUGCUAAUUCUUUUAGAGUUCUUUAAGGAGGUAACCAAAUAAGUAAAUGAGGGUAGAGCAGUGAAUGUUAUCUAUUUGGACUUUUGCAAGACCUUCUGCAUGACAGGCUGAUCUGGAAGGUUUGGUCCGUGGAAUCCAGGGAGAGCCAGUUUGGAGGAUUCUAAACUGGCACAGAGGUUGAAAACAAAGGGUGAAGGUUGCCUCUCAGAAUGAAAACUAGUGAAACAUUGUGAGCCACAGUGUUAAGUGUCAGGACCUUGUCAUUUAUGUAAAUGAUUUAGAUGUGAAUGCAUAAGGUUUGAUUGGUAAGUUUGCUGAUGAAAUUAAGAGGUAAUGUUGAUAGUGAAGAAGGUUAUUGUAGACUACAAGGGGGCCUUAAUCAGUCAGGAAGUGGGCUGUUGAGUGGCAAAUGGAUUUUUAUACAGUGUGUAGUAAUGCAUCUUUGAAAGUCAAGCCAACAUAGGACUUGUACUAUGAAUGGUAGGCAACUAGGGAAUGCAAUGGGACAUAGAGACCAAGGAAUUCAAGCGUAUAGUUCACUAAAGGCAGCAUCACAGAUUUUCAGGGAGCUAAAAAAGGCAGCAACACAUAAUCUGCUGGAUGAACUCAGUGGGUUGAGCAGUGGUGAGAAAGAAAUUUCCAAUGUUUUGGGUUGAAACCCUCCAUCGGGACUGAGAUGGUCAGCAAAGGGGGGGGGGGGUGCAAGAGAGGAUUCUGAAGUGAUUGGUGCUCUGAGUAGGACAGUAAGAUGACAGCAAGUUAUGCCAGGUAGGGGAGGUGAGAGAGAGUAGAGUAGUUAAUCUUCAGCAGGUGUACGAUAGGUGAAAACAUACAGAGAGAAAAGAAAAAAAAUAAAAUAUGGAAGAAGGUGAGAGGGAGGUGAGUGAGAUAAACAGCAACACAAAGGUCUACCAGAGCUGAAUUCAGGCAAGUAAAGGAGGGGAGAAUGGAUCUAUUGGAGAAGGGAGAGGUGAACGGCAGUUGGAAUUGGAAGGGCAGGGGGAGAACCUGAGCAAAGUUCUUAAAAGAAGAGGGUAAACGGGGUGCUGAAGGAGGGGAACAAAAAAUGGGAGAACCAGAAGAUCAGAAUGAGAGGAGAGGAGAGAACUGGGGUGGGGUGAUAGGGACAGGAAAAACAGAAAAAUGGUGGACAGGGUAUUUACCUAAAAUUGGAAAACUUGAUAUUUGUGCCAUUGGGUAGUCGACUUCUCUAGAUUAUAUAUAAUGUGUUCUCUUCCAGUUUGUGUUGGAGCUUCAGCUGGUGGUACAGAUGGUCAGUGUGGAAAUGGAGAGAGAACUUGAAACAGUCUGUAAAUGGGAGAUCGGGAUGACCACUGCAGACUGAGCAUCGGUGUUCAGUGAAGCGGUGGCUGAGUCUGUGCUUGGUCUUGCUGAUAUUGAGAAAAAUGCAGUAGGCAAGGUUGGAAGAGGUGCAUGUGAACCUUUGCCUCGCCUGGAAGGACAGUUUAGGUCCUAGAUGGUGUGGGAGGAGGUGUAGGGUCAAGUGUUACAUCUACAGUGAUGGCAGGGCAAACGGCCAGGAGUAACAGAAGGAAGAAUGUGGAAGGAUAAGUGGACCAGAGAAUCAAGGAAGGUGGAAAGGGGUGGGGAUGAGAAGUGCCUGGUGGAAAUGAUGAAGGAUACAGAGGCCCAUAAGGUCAAACAUAAUACCAGAUGAACUCUAUCGCUGUUCUGUCUGGGAGGAAGUAGGGUGAGAGCUGAUGAUAGGAAAUAAAGGAGAUGCAAGAUAGGGCUCCAUCAACCAUAGCAGAAGUGAACCAAUACUUCCAGAAAAAGGAGACAUUUCAGAUGUCCUGGACAGGGAGCUUCAUCUCGAGUGGAGAAAGUGAAACUGAGAGAAAAGAAUAACAUCGUUUCAAGAGACAGAUGGGAAGAGGUGUAGUCUAAGUCGCUGCUGGAGUCAGUGGGUUUAUUGUAAAUAUCAAUGGUUUGACUCCUAAGAGGGAAGCAGUGAGACCAGAAUCUUCACUGAUUUGAUUUGACUUGACAUGAGAUGUAUUUCACUCUGUUUCAACGUACAUGGAGCAAAUAAAACUAAUCUAAUUGCUUGCUGUAACUGCAUGUUAACUUCCUAUAUUUCAUGUCCAUGGAUGUACCAAACCUCUCUGAACAUCAGUGACAGGGAAGAAACAUAUUGAUUUUUCUGUUCUUUAUGUCACUAUGAAUUACCUGAACUUUUCUCAAUAUUACAUUCCAUCUGUCACUAUACGUCAAUAUCCUUCUGCAGGCUCAAUAUCUACUCAGAACUUAGUUUCUUACUUAGAAUUAUAAUAUCAGAAAAUUUCUACUGUAUAUACUGGUCCUGGCGUCAUUAUUAAUGUUAUACUUGUAAAUUGUAAAUAUUGCAUUGAGAUUAGAUACAAUCACUUCUGUAAAUGUGAAAAAUAAAAGUGCCUUGUUUGA